Messenger RNA from Pocillopora damicornis (cauliflower coral), 2332 nucleotides. Its product is annotated as gamma-aminobutyric acid receptor subunit rho-1. Gene Ontology annotation, biological process: monoatomic ion transmembrane transport. Lineage: Eukaryota; Metazoa; Cnidaria; Anthozoa; Scleractinia; Pocilloporidae. The record is from RefSeq and is a predicted model, not a curated record. Gene Ontology annotation, molecular function: extracellular ligand-gated monoatomic ion channel activity; transmembrane signaling receptor activity. Gene Ontology annotation, cellular component: membrane.
AUUGAUAUUACAGGUGUAAAACUCGUUUGAAGUGAGUGAGUUUUUAGCAGUCGGCGAUGAACACAGCCUCAAAAUGUACUCCAACCAACCUUCAGCCACGCUGCUUUUUGUGUUUAUUUCCAUCUCUUUCUGUGUUGCUCAAUCCAAAAGAAAUAAUAAUACGAAUGAUACCUCGGUUGAAAACAAAAAAUGGAUUACAAAUUCGUCUAGAAUCUUCCAAAAUUUAAUGGAGGAUUAUGAUCCAUCAAUUGCUCCGUUUGUUCCAGGUAAGCCAGUGCAGGUGGCACUCACAUUUGAAAUCCUGGCUUUUGGCGAGAUGAAGGAAGCAAAAAUGGAAUACAGUUUAGAUUUAUAUUUCUUUCAAGUUUGGUCAGAUAUCAGACUUGCUCAAGGUCAAGAUAGGAAUUUCGCAUUCAGUGGAAAUGACAUUAAAAAGAUCUGGACACCAGACACCUACUUUAUGAAUGCCAAGAAAACAGAUAUUAAAAAUGUUAUGAAAGACAAUCAAAUGGUGUAUAUCCUGCCUGACGGAGUGGUGGUACAGAUGUCCAGGAUCACAUUAGACGUGGCUUGUCACAUGCAGCUGCAGAUGUAUCCAUUUGACAGACAGAAAUGUGAACUCAUUAUCGAGAGUUUUUCAAUGACAGAAUCAAAGUUAAACUACACUUGGGGCAACUUAGCAGUGGAAAAAUGCGUCGUGGAUGUUUAUGAUGAAGCCAUGGCUCAGUAUGAGUACAAAGGAGUGAAACUUAGUUAUAAACACGAGAAGAUUUCCUCUGCUGCUUUCUCCAACUUGUACGCUACCUUUGUAUUCGACCGCCUUACGUCAUAUACAGUUCUCCAAGUGUACGUUCCCAGCUACAUGAUUGUUCUUUUAUCAUUCAUGGCUUUGUGGAUUCCUAAAGAUGCCGUGCCUGCCCGUGUGGGACUGGGGAUAACAACUGUGCUUACUAUUGUGUACUUUUUAGGAACUGUCAAUAGCUCGAUGCCUCGUGUGUCUUACAUGAAGGCUAUCGACUGCCACCUUUUUGUAUCGUUUGGUUUUGUGUUUGCCACCAUGUUGGAAUAUAUUGUUGUGCUAAACACCUCCGACAGAAAGAAGAGGAGGAUGUCUACUCACGAGGACUUUGAACUUGGACCACUCAACAAUCACACGUCGGACGACUCACCACAAAACAAACGAUACGAUGCAGGUGUACCGGAUGCUUGUUACCAAGUGUUCUCCUGCAAAAGGAAAAGAAUGAAAGCCAGCCCGUCCGUGAACGCGGUGGACAGAUACGCACGGAUCCUGAUGCCAUCUGUCUAUGGAGUCUUUGUUCUCAUUUACUGGUUGAUAUGUGCAUUGCUGUCUCCUCAAAAAGAAUCAUUGGAUCUCUGUUAGGUUUGGUGCUUCUGUGGUGGGAAGAAAAUCCAAAAAACAUUUCCUGGUUUUGUCUUAGAAAAUCUUUCAUGAAAUGUGUUGAAAGGCUUAAAUUUUAUUGCGUUCAGUCAAAUGCAUCUAACGCAUUUUCAGACAAGACUUAUCUUGAACCUGUAGUUUAAAUUAUGCUUCUUUAUGUUUUGUCGGCCUCUGUGGACGAUUGUGAUAAAAAUAAUUCUUUAUGAGUUAGUUUUGUUGAUUAAAAUUCUUUACACCUUCAGUGAACGGUGGGAGAAUUUUUUUUGUAAAUUUUUUUUUCAAAAAACCAUAGAGAACAUAGGAAAGAAGGGAAAAGAAAAGAAGAAUAACUACUUGGUAGUUUGGACGCGAAGUAUGUUACUUGAUAGAGAGUCCGUGUUCUUCAGGAAGUCAUAUUGCGGUAUUUUGUAAUUGUUCCAAUGGUAUUUCUCAAAGGAAGCUAUUAUGUGCCGUUAAAUUGAGAAACAAAAAUAGAUUAAGUAUUCAUGAAGAGUGUCGCUAGUGAUAAUGCUGGACUUACUUGAAUAGGCUUGAAUAUAAAUUAGCACUGAAUGAGCCAAUCAAUUUUUAAGAACAUCCUCAGUAAGUGUGUACCUUCAUACUGAUCAGCAAAGUCAACGAGAAGUAUGAAAUAUAUUAAUCGACAUCAUUAUCUGUAUCGCGUGUUAAAGUUGGAAAUUCUUUGAUAAAGGGAUAAUGAACAAAUUUCUACACUUUCUGGAGUAAUCCUUUUUAUUCCUCUUUACUUUUCAUUGGUGGCCAUGUGAAGUGUAAAUAUAACUCCCAAUACAGCCUUCUAAGUAACCAUGGAAGGCUAAGAGAGUAGCCACAUGUAGACUGUUUUGUACCUUCUUGGAAAGUCUGUACUACUUAAUUUCCCGGUAUAACCGGCCUUAGCCAGCGUCAUGCAUGUAAUAAACAUGAUUUGUCGUG